This is a messenger RNA of Electrophorus electricus (electric eel), 4190 nucleotides long. It is a transcript of the gene mcama, whose product is annotated as melanoma cell adhesion molecule a. NCBI's taxonomy places the organism in Eukaryota, Metazoa, Chordata, Actinopteri, Gymnotiformes, Gymnotidae. Gene Ontology annotation, molecular function: laminin receptor activity. The record is from RefSeq and is a predicted model, not a curated record. Gene Ontology annotation, cellular component: plasma membrane.
AUAGCCAACGGAGAUCUAGUGCAACGCGACUCUCCUUUCGUCCUCCCUCUUUCGCGUGCUCCGUCUCUCUAACACGCUCGGACCGAGUCCGCCCAGUUAGCUGCCUCCUCGUGAGGAAAGAGUGCGCUUCAUUCUAAGCGCUGGAUAAGUGAAGAACAAUGAUUAUGAAGAACUCGCUCUUACUCCUUGCACUAUAUUACGCCUGGGAAGUCGCGGCCCAGGUGGUGCUGAACAUGGAGGAUGUGGUUGAAGUUUAUAAGGGAGACUCCGCAGUGAUCCGCUGCCAGUACAGUUUCACUCAAGACCCCAGCAUGGUGAUGGUGCAGUGGUUUGUGCGUACUCCUGAAGGAAGGCGAGUGAGAAUCUCCUACAGUGACCUCACCGUGCAGAAGGUGGAUGAGAACACGAUGUACACUGACCGCAUCAGCGUGGCAGGGGACAGUGACGGCGAGAACCUGAUCAUCAUGGAUGUCAAACUGUCCGACGAGAGGGAGUUCUUCUGCCAGGUCAAUGGUCUGGCCGCUGGCAAUGGAGAGAACAGGACCCACCUAAAGGUGUUCGACCCUCCUGAGCAGCCUGUGAUUGAAGCUGUCCACUCCGGAGUUUCGGUGAAAAAUGCCCUACCAUCAAAGAUCGCCACUUGUGAAGCGAGAGAAGGCUUCCCCAAGCCAAAUAUCACCUGGUAUCGCAACAAUAAACCCCUGCACCCCGAAAAAGGCCGGGUGAACGUGGUUACCCUGGUAACCAUGGACUUAAGCGGGCUGUAUGCGGUGCAGAGUGAGCUCCAGUACAAGGUAGAGCGUGAGGACCAGGACUCGAUCUUCUCCUGCGAGGUCCACUACCACGUCCCUGGUGCCAUACUCUGGGCCAGGUCGAGAGGUGUCAACGUCACCGUGCACUACCCCACGACCAAUGUCAAGAUGUGGAGGGAACCGCACGAGGGGCUAGUUAAAGAGGGGGACACAGUGGCGAUCCGUUGCCAGGGUGACGGCAACCCCCCUCCACCCAUCAUUUUCACUCGAGAACAACAACCGGAGGUGAAGACUGAGAGUGACAGGGGCGUGUUGCUCCUCAAGGAGGUCACCCGUGGCGACAGUGGGGUGUACAACUGCCACCCCCUGGACCUGGACGCUGUCAGCGACAAAGAAGUGGUGGGCAGUGUACAGCUCACCGUGCACUAUCUAGACCCAGCAGUGGUGGUACCCAAGGACUCUGAAGUGAUGCUGAAAGGAGAGAGUCUGGCAGCCACAUGUAAUGCCCUUUCCUCCCUAGAAACAACUACGGUGUGGCUGAAGGACGGCGUGGAGGUCGGAAAGGGACACACGCUGCAGCUGCGGGACGCUACGUUUGCCACAGCAGGACACUACGACUGUGAGGUGACAAUCCUGUCCCUGCCGGGUCUGUACACCAGCGGCUCGGUCCACAUCAUCGUGCAGGGCGCACCUGAGCUGAGAGACACAGAGGACGUGACCAUGAUGGAAAGGAUGGGCAAGUGGGUGAACCUGACCUGCGAAGCCAGAGGUCACCCAAAACCUGUCAUCACAUGGAGCGUCGUCGGCAGCCCCAACUGGCGCGAGUUCCCGAAAAGGGAGGUGGAGGACUCCAUUCAAAGCGUCAUGACCCUUAAAGUGACUACAGACACCCUGGUCACCUGCAACGCGACGAACAGCAUGGGACUGGAGACCAAGACUUACACCAUCACAAGCAUUCCCAUUGUGCCCUCUGCACCCCGGAGUUCUGCAGUUGAUACUAGCGGCGUGAGCAUCGCGAUCAUUAUCGUCAGCAUUCUCUUCCUGGCCAUCCUGGGGAGUGUUCUCUACUUUCUGCACAAGAAAGGCAAGCUGCCUUGCGGGCGGUCCGGGAAACAGGAGAUCAUGAACGCCUACAGCACCGAGGAGACGACCAAUAAAGGUGACAUUGUCAUGGAGAUGAAGGCAGAAAAGACAGAGAAGUCGGGACUACUGAAAGGUGUUAAUGGCGACAAGAAGCCGCCUAGUGACCAGUAAAGUAGAUUAAAUAAGGCGGAAGAGCGGCCGAGAGCUGGAGACGUCGGCCAAGGCCUUUUCUGCUCCGUCACACUUCCCCUAUCAUCACGGGUUACAGACACAGACUACGUCUGUCACCACGGCCGCUGUUUUGCCCAUAACGAGGGCUGCCUUUGUAUUUCUCCUUCACAAGCAACAAUACUCCUGACUUGGCAUGUCGACCUAAAGUGAGCUCAUUCAAACGAUGCCAGAUUUUUAAAAAUACUUCUUUUGUUUCCCCAACAUUGUUUCCAUAACUGUAGACCGACUGAGGAAUACAAUGUCAAUGUUCCAAUGUAUGUUCUUAAUCAACUUAAAAAAUGUAUAUACUAUAUAUAGUAUUUAGUUACUGAAACCAUUGAAAAGCAUUUUAUGUGCUUCUCAGUAUGUGGAAACAAUGGUUUUUUUAAAAACUCAAAACCAAACCAAACCAAACUUUAAGCCACACACAAAUCAGUUUCUUCUCCAAACCACACAGUCUAACUGCAUAACUGUGGAUACUGAGUAUUUCUCAGUCAGCUGAAAUAUCUGGAGGAUCUUCGUAAUACGGAACAAUAAGCUUAUACAAACAGUAUUUCUGUGUACUGUCCACUGUCACUCAGCGGUUCAGAAGCACCCUAGUGCGGGAGCAAUGCACUUUUCUUUCAGGAGAAGCAUAUUGAUUUGUGUGUAAAUAUUUUUUUAUGGUUUAAUUUUUCUCCAUUUGUAAGGAUGCACACUUCUAAUUUCUGUUGGACUAUGGUGUGCCAGAAGAUUCACUGACCUCACUUAAACCAGUCAUGACCAUUAGGGAGAUGUUAUUUGAUAGACCUUGUCAGCUGUCAUCACCUCUCUGGCUUUAUCAUAACCAUUUAUAUUAUUUCAGAAAGGAGAGAUUUGCUUAUGGUUUUUUUCAGUUCUUAAGGGCACCAGACAGCAAGUAGGGACAAAAUAACACAUUGUUGACCAAUAAAGGGAGAGUUUACAUGCACAAAAAGAAAAAAGAAAAAAGGCAUGCCUGUCACCAGCCUGAGGAGGCUGGAUUUUGUCGUCUAUAGAAACUACUGCACAGCUCUUGUGCUGCUUGUAAAUAUUCGUAGCAGGGGGAACUGUAGCUGUUUGUGAUUGGUCAUCACGGCUCCCUCUUUGUUCUGCCUCAUCUUUGAUUGGAUGCAGAGCUCGCCUGUGGAUACUUGUGUUUGCUUCACAUAUAUGUUUGUUACACUGAAGGUUCUUUUUAAUGUUUUGUGUGUGUGUCUGUGUUUGGUGAAGAGAAAAGCUGAUGCAUCUUGUUUUCUCUCUCUGGAUCUGUGCAGAUGAGGUUUGCAUUUGUCUGCCAAGAUACUUUAUAUUAGGAGGGCUUUUUCCUUUGUAUUUAAUUUGUUGGAAAACCAUCACUCUUCAGUGAAUGCAAACAUCCAAACGCUCUUUCACGACCCCGGUUUGUACUGCCAUUGGUUUUCAUGUAAAGUUGUAGUUUAACCAAAUGAAUGAAAGCAUUGUUGUACAUGUGUUGUGUUGAUAUUGUGCAUGAGCGGCCAGUUUACUUUAGAUUGAAGUCAAUCACACUCCAGCUGUUCAUCAGACUGUUUGUGGUGGCAGGCCUCGGCCAGGCUGUUCACACCCGCUGAGCUGUUCCUGGAACGCAGAUCACGUUCUUGCGGAGACUCCCAUCCCACUGUGAUUGGAUCAUGCCUCAACCGAGGAUAGGCCUAGAUUUCAUAACUAGGUAUUUUGUGUGUUUGUUUAAUACCGCGCCUUUUGAAGUAAUUUUCUAACAAAGUAGAAAAGUGAAAGGGACCAGCCAUGAUAAAGGGGUUUGAAUUUUCUGGUUUUCAGUUUCUGUUGUUCUGAGUGAAUGCUAGACAUUAGCGAAUGUCCCCAAUGACCACUGUCUGGAAAACCUCAGGGAGGAAAACCUCUCUGUCUUCUCAUAGCAGGGAGGAAAACCUCUCUGUCUUCUCAUAGCAUCCAUGUCCAGAGGGCAAGCUGUAGUGCCAUAGGACAAAUUGGAUCAUUGUACAUAAUUAUCUUCAUUGUGUAGUUCUUUAUUGUUUUUGUAGCUAUGUUCUAGUUUUGUUUGUGUGUAAAUUAUGUAAUAUUUUUUUGCUUGCAUUUUUUAUAUACUGUAAUUUUUUUUUUUUUGCAAAACAAUGCCAAAUAAAGUUGUGUUACACCUAAAACUAA